AUGCAGCAGCUGCGGUUACGAGUGUGCGGGGCUGACCGUAAGCUGGCAAUCGUACCACUUUCUAUUAUCUGUCAUUCGCGCCAUCUUGCGCCUCCGACACCGUAUCACUGCCCUGUUUGCGAUGUUUUUUGCUUUCGCCAAGACCACCACUCUUCCUUUAGUGGAGUUCGCGUAGGACGCUUUAAUCAGAGUUAUACUUGUGAUUCUGCAUGGUCGCAAAUGGAUGGAGCUCUCAUCGCUAGAUUGAUCUCGGUGCAUCAAUUUUCUGCAUAUUUGCUGUGCUUCCACAUUUACGUAUCUGUUGGAGAUUCACGCAUACCAGCUCGUCUGUUUGACAGCCUUCGCCAGUAUCUUGGAACUCGUUGGUCUCUGAUUUUUAUCAGCCCAUCCAUUCCCAGCCCGCUACCAUUGGAUGGAAUGUCCUUCGUGACGAGAUCAAAGAAUUGACCGAUUCAAAAUAUCUUUAUGUACUUACAAAGUUCUUUCGCAGAGCACCCUUACUGUUUGAGUUGUAUGAUCUCUAUAAAUCCAAGUCCAUUGCUCGAACUUUCCCUUGUAUAUAUCCCU
Cylicocyclus nassatus is the source of this 567-nucleotide messenger RNA. NCBI's taxonomy places the organism in Eukaryota, Metazoa, Nematoda, Chromadorea, Rhabditida, Strongylidae. The record is from the annotation of a GenBank genome assembly.